AACUUCCGCGACACCUGUUGUUAUAUUCAUCCUCUCCUUACUACACGCCAUUGACGACCCAGCCAUGACCGAUAUCUACGCCUCUCUUGGUGUUUCUCCUAAGAAGAAACGCAAGCUUGUCAGCUCUGAUGACGAAUCGACUUUCACACCUAAGAAACUUCGAAAUGCGCCACCUACCCCACCAAAGUCUGCUCAUAAACAUAGUAGCAGACACGCACUACUUUCUCUACCACCUCACCUUACGAGACUCGCCACCAUUCAAACCACUCUCCAACAUGCACUUUCACAUGCGUUAGCGACAUGUGCUGUAUCGCCGUCGGAAACGGGGAUCAUCCGAAACGUGCUUAACCAUAUGUCUAUCUCGACCUACUCCGGUCUUGCUACUAACUUCGAUGUCAAUGACCUCAAACGUUUAUGUUGGAUCUGGGAGUGGGACGGCAGAGCGCUUCCAGAAGCGAAGGGAAACACAAAACCCGUGGAAGAGGACAACCCCUUCUUGGAUUCAAACUCGGCCAGCUCCUCCAGUGACUGGAUUAGAGGAGCAAUGGGCCUCGUGAUCAGUCCAACAAGUCAUUAUUCCAAGGCAGCGGGCAAACGCAUACCUGUCUAUGGAUUAGGAAUCGACGUAGAAAUGGACCUCGACAAAGGAAUGGAAGGUGGUAUGGCAGCUGUCGCCCGGUGGACAGCGGAUACUGAUAAGAGACGUGCUGAAUUCCAGUCAAAGCUCCAGCGCUGGGUCAAAUUGCAUCGUGAUGGUUCUUCUACCCCUGACAUCCCGACGGCUGAUCUACCAGAACUGCCUGUUCAAACCAUUAAGGCAUCCUCUUUAACACGUUCUUUGGCCUCCGCAUCUCCCAAGGGUGCUGAAAUACUUAAGACCAUCGCCCCGUCCAGCCCGACCUCGCCAUCAAAAUCCGCGAGAUCCCCCAUCAAGCGAUCGACGGCAGCUCCUGAAUUCGCCAUUCGCUUCCCUACCAUAGAUAAACGAUUAAAAGAAGCUUCCCCUACUAAAACUAAGACCUCACUUCAUUUCCCUCAGACUCCAUCUUCCCAUCAAAGGCGAUCCAAUCCUUUGGCGGGUCUCCUUACACCCAAGACACCUGCCAGGCAGCGAUUAGAGAGCGACUCCGACUCUUUGCCCUCCACCCCCGUCAGUCAGCGGGGACCUAACGCAGAAACUGCUCCCCCGACACCCAACACGUCGAGGCGACAGGCGCUUUACGAACGCGUCCGUCUCAAGUCAUUGACAACGAGCCCUACCAAAGCAAAAGGCGCUGAUGAUGUUGGCGGUAAGCUGUCCAGGGACCAGAUCCAGAAAAUGAGUCAAGAGGAGAUUCGGCGACGCUGUCUACUCGGUCGGCUGGGCGGCGUCGCCGAGAGUGUAUGGAUGUUAUUCUCGGCCACAGCAGUAUCUACUUCCGCCCCCACAACUCGUAAGAGAAAGGCUCUUCCUACAAGCCAAGUCGCAGCUGCAAUUAUCAAAUCAUCUCCCGUACCUAUGUCUGCCCUGGAAGCCGCAGAAUCUCUCAAGCUGCUCACGACCCUUUGCCCGUUCUUCCUUAGGCAAUUUGAAAUUGGUAAUGAGGAAUGGCUUGAGAUGCCGCCAAGUGGUUCGAACUCGGAGAUUUCUGACUCCAGCGAGGCCAGUGGGCCGCCACCUAAAUCAUCCGACGGUAAAUUGGCUGCGCCUCCGAGCCCGGGAUGGAAAUUGCUCGGGGCUGCGAGUAUCCCGCCACCAAGCCCUGGUUCCAAAGGCAGAAUGGAUAGUGCCGAAGAAGUCCAGACUCGCAGUCCUCGUAGGGUCAGGCGGGAAGCAGGGGGACUCAGGGAAGUCCGAGAGAUUAUUCGCAGAGAAUUGGAGUUCCAGGAUUGAUAUGACAAUGCUGAUCUAACCUGUACUUUUCCCCGUCGAUUUGUCCUGUGAUACCUAGCUUCUGUUGUUCCUUUUAUUAUUACACUGCGUAACCCUUCAAGUCUCCCUAAGAAGUGCCGCCAAGUCUCUGUUCAAAGGCCUGACGGUACUGCAAGACAGUUUGAUUUGAAUGUGAGCCCUUGCUCCUG
Pisolithus orientalis is the source of this 2061-nucleotide messenger RNA. RefSeq lists its product as uncharacterized. The transcript is spliced from 4 exons. The record is from RefSeq and is a predicted model, not a curated record. The coding region runs from base 65 to 1873 and encodes 602 amino acids. Lineage: Eukaryota; Fungi; Basidiomycota; Agaricomycetes; Boletales; Pisolithaceae.